Messenger RNA from Kogia breviceps (pygmy sperm whale), 765 nucleotides. RefSeq names its product transmembrane protein 141 (gene TMEM141). The record is from RefSeq and is a predicted model, not a curated record. NCBI's taxonomy places the organism in Eukaryota, Metazoa, Chordata, Mammalia, Artiodactyla, Physeteridae.
UCCGCCAGCCAUGGUGAACCUGGGCCUGUCCCGGGUGGACAACGCCGUGUCCAGCAAGCACCCGGGACUUGGGGAGUAUGCCGCGUGCCAGUCGAACGCCUUCAUGAAGGGUAUUUUCACCUUUGUCACAGGCACCGGUGCGACCGUCGGCUUGCAGAUGCUCGUUCAGAGGAAGUUUCCGUACCCCUUUCAGUGGAAAGUGCUGGUGGCCGUGGUCGCAGGCUCAGUGGCCAGCUACUGGGUGACCCGAGUGGAGUCGCAGAAAUGCAGCAACCUCUGGCUCUUCCUGGAGACAGGGCAGCUCCCCAAAGACAUGGACACAGACCGGCACAGCUAGGAGAGCUCCAGCCAGGGCACAGCGGACCUGGGGCCGGAGAGUUCUAGAACACAGCCCUCAGCACCUCUGCACCCCAGGCUGGCCUCCCCACACCCAUGUCCCCUGCACACAUGCAUGGCCAGCUCUGUCAGACCUGUGCAAACUGCUCCUGCCCAGCCUGGAUACCCAGAAGGUCAGACCAGGAGGUGCCGCCCCUGGGGUGGCUGGCCUCCUGCAGGGCAGCAAGAAACAUGGUGGACACAGAGCUGGAGAAGACCAGGCCUGUCUCAUGCAUAUUGGGGGCGGCAGCUCUGGGGUGGGGGGUUGGGCCUUCUGCACUUCCUGCUGCUGAUACGCCCUUUCUGCCCCCUGCAUCCCCCACCCGCCACCCCAGUCAGACCUGACAGCUGCUGCCCGGGGUUGUGGGACUAAUAAACGCCUUUUCCUCU